Messenger RNA from Ascoidea rubescens DSM 1968, 808 nucleotides. RefSeq names its product mitochondrial 54S ribosomal protein uL14m (gene MRPL38). The transcript has a single exon. Gene Ontology annotation, molecular function: structural constituent of ribosome; large ribosomal subunit rRNA binding. Gene Ontology annotation, biological process: translation. Lineage: Eukaryota; Fungi; Ascomycota; Saccharomycetes; Ascoideales; Ascoideaceae. The coding region runs from base 45 to 446 and encodes 133 amino acids. The record is from RefSeq and is a predicted model, not a curated record. Gene Ontology annotation, cellular component: ribosome; mitochondrial large ribosomal subunit.
CUGUGGUGGAAAUAGACAGGGAAUUAUUGAAAGUAGCAUCCAAGAUGAUUUAUUUGAAGACGAUGUUAAAGGUGAUAGACAAUUCAGGAGCACAGCUUGCUGAAUGUAUUAAAGUCAUGAGAAAAUCGCCCAUGAACUGUGGUAGACUAGGCGACCGAAUUGUUGUUGUCAUUCAAAAAGCCAAACCAAUAUCCUCACAAAUUACUGGUAUAUCUGGUGCUAAUCGAGUAAAACGAGGUGAUAUUGUUCAUGCAGUAAUUGUUAGACAAAGACAAAAUUAUCAAAGAAAGGAUGGAAGUGUUGUAAAAUUUGAUGACAAUGCCUGUGUUUUAAUAAACAAGAAUAACAAUGAUCCAAUUGGAACCCGAAUCGGUAGCUGUAUUGCCAAAGAGGUAAGAAUGAAGAAUUAUAAUAAAAUUGCUGCAUUAGCUCCAAAGGUUUUGUGAAAUAUUUGGCGUUUCUUGAUUUAUUUCCAUUCUUGUAUAUAUUUAUAUAGUAAACCGAUAAUAGGUAUUUUCUACUGUAAAACGCUAUAAACUUAAUAUAAGUUAUGUAAAAUUUCUAUAUUCAAACAUAUAUCAAGACAUAUUUACAAAGAAACAAGGGGAAAAACCAAAAAUGAAAUGGAUAAUGUGAAAUGAUAUGAUAUCCAGACUGGAUAUCAUUUUCAAAUCAAUAAACAGGUCUUUUAGAUGGAUGUUGUAUGGUUAUUAACUGAUCUUGGGGAACUUUUGUAGCCUUAGUUGUUUCAACAAAUUCUUUGAAAAUAGUUGCAGGAUUUUUGUUUUUGCAGUCAAUAACUUUAUCG